Messenger RNA from Rattus norvegicus (Norway rat), 749 nucleotides. RefSeq names its product WAP four-disulfide core domain 6A (gene Wfdc6a). The record is from RefSeq and is marked validated. Gene Ontology annotation, cellular component: extracellular region. Gene Ontology annotation, molecular function: endopeptidase inhibitor activity; peptidase inhibitor activity; serine-type endopeptidase inhibitor activity. The transcript has 4 exons. NCBI's taxonomy places the organism in Eukaryota, Metazoa, Chordata, Mammalia, Rodentia, Muridae. The coding region runs from base 1 to 441 and encodes 146 amino acids.
AUGCCUGCCAACAGGUUACAGCUUCCCAAAAUGAGACACUGGGGGCUUCUGCCAUUCCUGGUCCCCCUCAUCUUCCUGUGGAGCAUCCAGAAACCUGAGCUGACAGAGGGGUUAUUUUUCAGAUCAUGUCCGAGAGUAAGAGUGAAGUGUGAGGUUGAAGAAAGAAAUGAGUGUACGAGGCACCGACAGUGUCCGGACAAGAAGAGAUGCUGCUUCUUCAGCUGUGGGAAGAAGUGCAUGGACCUCCGGGAAGACAUAUGCAGUCUGCCACAGGAUGCUGGCCCCUGCCUGGCCUACCUCCCACGCUGGUGGUAUAAUGAAGAUACUGGCCUCUGUACCCAAUUCAUCUAUGGUGGUUGCCAAGGGAACCCCAACAACUUCCAAUCUGAAGGUAUCUGCACAGUUGUCUGCAAAAAGAAACAAAUGUCUUCCUGGAUAUGACAAGGAUGAGCUGGAAGAAACUCCAGGUCUUGGCUCCUAAUCUGAGGCUUUCUUCCCGUGAGCCCAGCACAUGCUCUGGAUUGGCUGCCAGCGGCCAAGUCUUAGCCACUGAGACUUUGGCUGUUCCCAAACCAGAACCCCAGAAUCUGCUUAUUCCCUUCCCACAAACCCAGCUGCUCCUCAGACAUCAUGAUCUUCGACCUUUGACCCCCUCUCCGUCUGGGACCCUAUCACCUCAACUUUCAGGGUUCAAAUUUAUUCCUGUGUAGACUCUACUUCCUCCUAGUAAAGGAUCCUGUGAGUCCUGA